Molecule: messenger RNA, 6435 nt
Organism: Solea solea (common sole)
Lineage: Eukaryota; Metazoa; Chordata; Actinopteri; Pleuronectiformes; Soleidae
Gene: atrn
Product: attractin
Exons: 29
Coding region: 231-4346 (1371 amino acids)
Cellular component (GO): Golgi apparatus
Molecular function (GO): protein binding
Source: RefSeq, a predicted model, not a curated record
UUCUGGAUGUCAAUAUGCGGCUUGUUGCGGCGCUGGGGAAACAGAACCACUGGAAAGAUGUAAACCAAGCAACCUGCGAACACCAGCAUCCGCGAAGACACUGAACAUUUCCCCCGGAGAAACCGUAACUAAGACCCGACAAACGCAAACACAGCCACGGACGGCUCCCUGGGUCGUUACCUCCGAGACAGCGGAGCGUCUGCCUAAACGCAGCCAUCUUUUGUGAGAGAAUGUACGGGGCCUGCUCGGGCUCCGGUCGGGGCCGGAGUGUGCUGAUGCUGACUACCGCGCUCCUGUUCUCCGUUGUCGGGCUGCUGUCUGCGCUGCCCGGCGUCACCGAAGCGAAGGAAUGCGACAAAGCGUGCGUGAACGGACAGUGCAACGCCGCCACUGGCAGCUGUGUGUGCUUCCCCGGCUGGACCGGGGACCAAUGCCAGCACUGCGGAGGGAGAUUCAGGUUGACGGGACCCUCUGGUUUUCUGUCUGACGGACCAGGAAACUACAAGUACAAGACCAAGUGCACGUGGCUGAUUGAAGGACAGCCCAACACCAUUCUCAGAUUAAGAUUUAACCACUUUGCCACCGAGUGCAGCUGGGAUCAUCUCUACGUGUACGAUGGCGACUCCAUCUACGCUCCUCUCCUCGCCGCGUUCAGCGGUCUGAUUGUUCCUGAGCGCUAUGGGAACGAGACGGUUCCUGAGGUGGUGUCUCAGUCUGGAUACGCGCUGCUGCACUUCUUCAGUGACGCCGCCUACAACCUGACUGGCUUCAACAUCUCCUACAGGAUGAACGCGUGCUCCAACAACUGCUCGGGCCACGGAGAGUGUCGCGCUGGGACCGCCGGCCCUCCGGUGUACUGCGAGUGUGACGACAACUGGAAGGGAGAGGCCUGCGACGUCCCGUACUGUCUGGCCGACUGUGGCUCCCCCGACCGAGGUCACUGCCAGAACAAGACCUGCGUCUGCAUGGCCGGAUGGCAAGGUCCAGACUGCUCCGUUCCAGCACCUGCUAAUUCCUCCUUCUGGGGCAGGGAGGAGUACGCCGAGCCCGGGCUGGCCAGAGCUUCACACAAGGCCGUGGUGGACCAGGACAUCAUGUGGGUCGUCGGAGGCUACGUCUUCAACACCUCCGACUAUCAGAUGGUCAAAGCGUACAACCUGAGCAGCAGGAGGUGGCUGACCCUCGACCCCUCCGUCAACACCGUCACACCACGAUACGGCCACUCGCUGGCUCUUCACGAGGGAAAGAUCUACAUGUACGGGGGAAAGAUCGACUCCACGGGGAACGUGUCCAGCCAGCUCUGGGUCUUCUACAUCCAGAACCAGACCUGGGUCCUCCUGAGUCCCCGGGCCAAGGAGCAGCAGUACGCGGUGGUGGGACACUCGGCCCACAUCGUGCCUCCUCUCCAGGAGGGCGGCAGUGCCGUCAUGCUGGUUCUGUUCGGACACUGUCCUAUGUACGGUUACAUGAGCUCGGUCCAGGAGUACAACAUUGCCCAGAACACAUGGAGCAUGGUGUCCACAGACGGCGCCCUGGUGCAGGGCGGCUACGGCCACAGCAGCGUUUUCGACCCGGGCACCAGAGCCAUCUACAUCCACGGCGGCUACAAGGCCUUCAGCGCCACCAAGUACGGCCUGGCUGGAGACCUGUACAAGUUUGAUGUGGACCGGAGGAAAUGGAUGAUCCUGAGAGACAGCGGCUUCUUCCGCUACCUCCACACGGCGGUGAUAGUGAGCGGGGCGAUGCUGGUGUUUGGAGGAAACACGCACAACGACACGUCCAUGAGCCACGGCGCCAAGUGCUUCUCCUCCGACUUCCUGGUCUACAGCCUGGCAUGCGACGAGUGGACAGUGCUGCCUCGACCCGACCUCUACGGUGACGUCAACCGCUUCGGGCACUCUGCAGUCUUCAGUGACAGUGUGAUGUACGUGUUCGGCGGCUUCAACAGCCUCCUGCUCAGCGACGUCCUCAUGUACACGUCGCCCAGCUGCGCGGCCUUCUCCAGCUCGGCCUCGUGCAGCCAGGCCUGGCCGGGGAUCCACUGCGCGUGGAACAGCUCACUGGGAACCUGCCUGCCCUGGGAGAGCAACACGGCGGUGGCAGCAGAACCUCAGCAGAUUCCAGCCUCCUGCAACACCAGAUCAUAUGCUGAUAACGAGAGGUGUGACCAGUACACGGACUGUUUCAGCUGCACCGCCAACACCAACGGCUGUCAGUGGUGUUCAGCUCAGUGUGUUUCUCUGGGAAGCAACUGCACGUCUGCUUCGGGGGCGAUAGCAGAAGGGGACGUUUGCCCCAGAGACAACCCGUCAUACGUGUGCAACAAGAAAACCAGCUGCAAGAGCUGCGCCGUGGACCAGAACUGUCAGUGGGAUUCUCGCAACCAGGAGUGCAUCUCACUGCCAGAAAACGUGUGCGGUGAAAGCUGGCAUCUGGUGGGCAACUCGUGUCUGAAGUUCAUCACGGCCAAGGACUCGUACGACAACGCCAAGCUCGGGUGCAGGAGCAACAACGCCGUGCUGGCGUCGCUCACCACGCAGAAGAAGGUGGACUUUGUCCUGAAGGAGUUGCAGAUAAUGAGCGUUGUGUAUAAGGCCACAGUGACGCCCUGGGUGGGUCUGCGUAAAAUCAACGUGUCGUACUGGUGCUGGGAGGACAUGUCGCCCUUCACCAACACCACGCUGCAGUGGCUCCCCGGAGAGCCCAGCGACGCCGGGUUCUGCGGGUACCUGGCCGAGCCGGCGUCCAGCGGACUGAGGGCGCAGUCCUGCAUCAACCCGGUGAACGGCAGCCUCUGCGAGCGACCAGCCAACCACAGUGCCAAGCAGUGCCGGACGCCGUGUGCCAUGCGGACCACGUGCAGCGAGUGCACCAGCAGCAGCUCCGAGUGCAUGUGGUGCAGCAACAUGAAGCAGUGCGUCGACUCCAACGCCUACGUGGCCUCCUUCCCGUUUGGACAGUGUAUGGAGUGGUACACCGUGGACUCCUGUUUACCGGAGAACUGCUCUGGCUACCGCACAUGUGGUCACUGUCUGGACCAGCCGGGCUGCGGUUGGUGCACUGACCCCAGUAACACGGGGAAAGGCCAGUGCAUCGAGGGCUCGUACCGCGGGCCCUUCCAGACUUCAGUACCGGCCCCGUCCACCCUGCCUGGUCUGCCCCACAGCCCUCAGCCGGCCCUCAACGUCAGCAUGUGCCCGAAUGACGCCAAAUACAACUGGUCUUUUAUCCACUGUCCAGCUUGUCAGUGUAACGGUCACAGUCAGUGCGUCAACGAGAGCGUGUGCGAGAAGUGCGAAGACCUGACGACGGGCCGUCACUGCGAGAGCUGCAUUUCCGGUUUCUACGGAGACCCGACCAACGGCGGCAGCUGCCAGCCGUGCAAGUGUAACGGCCAUGCGAGCGUUUGCAGCCCAAACAACGGCAAGUGCUUCUGCACCACCAAGGGCAUCAAAGGAGAUCGCUGCCACCUGUGUGAAGUCGAGAACCGUUACCAAGGCAACCCCCUCAAAGGGACAUGCUACUACACGCUCCUCAUCGACUACCAGUUCACCUUCAGUCUGUCGCAGGAGGACGACCGCCACUACACCGCCAUCAACUUUGUGGCCACGCCCGAGGAGCCAAAUCGGGAUCUUGACAUGUUCAUAAACGCCUCAAAGAACUUCAACCUGAACAUAACGUGGGCCACGAGCUUCACUGCUGGAACUCAGACCGGCGAGGAGAUCCCCAUCGUCUCGCGCAGCAACAUCAAAGAGUUCAAAGACAGCUUCUCCAACGAGAACUUUGACUUCCGCAACAGCCCCAACAUCACGUUCUUCGUCUACGUCAGCAACUUCACAUGGCCGAUCAAGAUUCAGAUCGCCUUCUCGCAGCACAGUAACUUCAUGGACCUGGUGCAGUUCUUUGUCACAUUCUUCAGUUGCUUCCUGUCCCUACUCCUCGUGGCCGCCGUGGUGUGGAAGAUCAAACAGAGCUGUUGGGCGUCACGGCGACGAGAGCAACUGCUGAGAGAGAUGCAGCAGAUGGCGAGCCGGCCCUUCGCCACCAUCAACGUCGCCUUGGAGACGGACGAGGAGCCACCUGACCUUAUAGGAGGAAAUGUGAAGUCUGUCCCGAAACCAAUCGCCCUGGAGCCGUGCUUUGGCAACAAAGCCGCCGUGCUCUCCAUCUUUGUGCGGUUACCCCGGGGCACCGGAGGCAUCCCUCCUCCAGGACAGUCUGGUCUGGCGGUGGCCAGUGCGCUGGUGGACGUCUCUCAGCAGAUGUGCGUCGGCUACAAGGAGAAGUCCGGAGGCCUGAGGAACCGCAAACAGCAGCCCAGCGCACAACCGUCCACCUGCAUCUGACCACGCCCCCCCGUCCUCGUCCUCGUCCUCCGCCGCCAUUCCCAGCCCGACGCUCUCUACUCUUCUCCCAUCAGCCCCUCUGCCUCCGCCGCCCCCCUCCUGAACAGACUCCCCGCCAGGCUCCGCUCUGGCCGGGAGAAGUGCAUGCUGGGACACGGGACAGUGUUGAGAGGACAAGUCGUCCAGCGGACCGAGGCCUCCGUCUCCACGCCUGCAGGAACUUUUUUUCAUCCCCUGGAACUGAGUGACAGAAAGUGGACACGGAGGAAAAGGGGGGAGCAGGAGAGGGAGGGACAAAAGACACGGGUGCUUCCUCCACCUUUUCCCGUCAAAAAAAACAACAGACAUUUUACAUUUGUCGACACCGCCUUGUUAAUGUCGAGGCGGCCACGGCUUGCUGCUAGAAGAGAUCAUCAUCUCGUAGUUUUUUGAGAGAUCCAGAGACUUUGCCGCGCGUUGUGUUGCAGAGUCGUUUUACCUAAGUUAUUGUUUUUGUUCCUUUUUUUUCUUUUCGGUUUGUUUUUCUCGUGUUUAUCUGGAGGCAGGAGUAAACUGGACGUGUUGAGUUGCACACACAGGAAGACACAUCAGGGCUGUCGCUUUUCCCACCAAAAUCAAGUUGGAACAGAUAUUAUGUCGCGCGUUAUCCUGUUGCAAAUGUUGGGAUUGUAGUCGCCGCCGCCGCACAGAUCAGUCGCACAUUUGUCCGUUGAAUUCUCCACAUGUUGCGUUUUUUUCCCCGUUGCACUCGUGUCGCCGUUGUCCGCUCAGGAGGACGGUUUCGCUUGUGUGUCUUAUUCUUUCCAGGAGGACGUUCAGAGAGGCUCUAAUGCUGCGUUCACGCCGGCGUCACGCGACAAGUUUACAUACGAAGUCAACACACAGACGAGACUCUCGCAUUCGUCACGUGCGUUCCAGCUUGUCAGACUCUGAAAACGUAUAAUGUUUGUGUGUGGACACUUUACGCUCUGUCUCUCUAUCUCUUGUGGAGAAGAAACCACCGUCAUACGGAGGCGGACACCACUUGGCGAGUUUCACCGUUUACUCCUUUGGUUGAUGGCGAAAAGAAUUACACGUUAUUUAUGUUAAAAUGCGGCGACGAGAUGUACGCAAAAAAAAGAAACGGGCGCAAAGUGAUGCGAAAAAUCGCAUACGAUGGAAAUGCAGCAUUAGGGCAAGGUGUGUAACUACUUUAAAAUGUCUAAUGCCCUUCUAGACUGUUUUUAUUUAUUUAUUUACCUCAAAUGGGCUUUUAAGGUGAACUAUUUUUCCCCCAUAUUUGAAAAAUGACAGCCCUAACACACACGCACUCUCUCUUCCAGAAACCAGCUUCCCUGGCCCCUGACCCGUCUGUGACCCACUUUGUACACAGCUCCACUCUGAGGGCCGGUGUCAGCGCAGCAAACCCACAGCAUGUUCUGGCGUCCUUGUUUUUUUAAUGAAGAGCCACUGUAGGAGGCGAGCUGUGCAGCCAAAGACCGUGGAGAAAGGAUGUGACACUUUAAAACGGGCCUCCGUCUUCCUGUCUGGACAGAUCUCCCUCUCUCCCUCUGGCUUCAUGGCCGAGGACAAAAUAAGACCACAACAAACCGUCUCAUCUGGUGCUGGCGGCCCGGAUCGUAAACCUAUUGAAACUUUUCCAGCUAAAUACUCGUCCAGAUGCAGUGAAAAAGUGCCGUCCCCGCGCACGAAGCUCUCACAGUCGGCGGUGAGAAGCGUUUUAACGAUUGUCCCUCUGGCAGCGCCGCGCCCCGAGCUCCCGAGACUCAGGCGUCCGAUAGUGUGUGAGUCGAGGGCGGCGGUUCAGCGUCCCCUCUCAUCGUCGCCUAACAAAUCCAUGUCUUUGAGAGAUUGACCAUACCUCACAGAAGACCUCUGCUAUUCAUCACUAACGCCUCCUUUCUUUUGUAUCCUCUCUUUUCACAGUCAUCAUCAGAAAUCAGUGGUCCGGUUUUUUCAGAAGGAGAAAGCGUGAAGCAAAACAUAAGGCAGCGUUUAAAGAACAAACGAAAACGAGGGAACAGAAGUCGCUUGUUAAAAACAGAACUGUCACAUGAAACAGUGUUUUGUUGUUGUUGUUGUCGUGAAG